CCGCGAGCCUAGUGCCUAUUGGAGGAAUAUACGAAAUAUUUGUAGUUUUACGGUGCCUUCGACGGUUGUAGAAAUCCUGUCUGUCUAACGCUCGCUCUUCUCUGCGGACUUCUUUGAAACAAACACACUUCAGAGCUAACGAUUUCCAAUCUCUGCUCCUCCUGGCACAGCACCAACAGCAGCAUCAACGGCAACGCGCGCAAACACUGGAAUCUCCGACGGCAAUCUCAAAGGAAUACUUUCUGAACUAAAGUCAGACGCAGAGGCCAGCGCGGACCGCGAGUGCACUCUCCAGCGACCGGCACAGUCCAGGAAGAACAGGACAUAACAGGACAGAACAGGACAGGGCAGGACCUCAUCAAGACACGCCUGUAAAGCGACAGCCCCAAGAUGGCGGCCUUCAUAGCCAAGCAAAUGGUUGGAAACCAAUUAAGUGCCGUUAAAGAUGCUGCAGGCGGCGGAGGUGAUGGCGGCGAUGAUGGCGAUGACAAGGAAAAGGCAGAGGAGGAGGAGAGGGAGCGUCAGGAGGCCAUCCGCGAGGCCGAGGAUCGGCGCAAGGAGAAGCACCGGAAAAUGGAGGAGGAGCGCGAAAAGAUGAGGCAAGACAUUCGCGAUAAGUACAACAUCAAGAAGAAAGAGGAAAUCGUUGAGGCGGCACCGCAAGAAGAGCCCAAUCCUCUGAUGCGGAAAAAGAAGACGCCCGAGGAACUGGCCGCCGAGGCGGAGCAGGAGGAGCUCGACGAUUUCACAAAACUGAAAAAUCAAAUAGAAACGCAAGUAAAUGAGCUAAAAACUCAAAUAGAGGGAAAAUGUGUCAUGCAGUGAUAUGUCAGUCAUCAUAAAAGCAAAAUAAACAAACAAAAAUAAAACAAACAAAACGUAUAAUAGUACCACAAGUAACAAUUCAAAUAAAACCUAACCGAUUAACGAUGAACGAUAAAUGAUGAACGAUAAACGAUGAACGAUGAAAUUUAUUUAACACAUCCCGAACUUGAAUUUGUUAAUACUUAUGAGAUCCGUUGAGUUUAAUCAUUGGAACCGCAAUCGAAACGAAUAUAAGUCCUUAGAAAGCUAGCCCAAUGCUAGCUCGUAACGUAACCCGGCAGCAAUAAUCGAGAUAAAUCGAGCGAUGCAAUCUACAAUUGAGUUUUUGGCAAAGCCUCCAAUGCGGUGUACUAAAGCGUACAAAUAAUAUAUUAACAGCUAAUACAUAUAUUUCGGCUAACGAAAUAAUGAAGGAGACAUGCGAAUGCGAUUUAAAAUGCGAACAGGACGGUGAACUCCUAAGGAACUUUAAGGUAGCUAAAGCAUAAACCGAAUUAUUUAAAACCAAAAAUAGUAAACGCCUUUAAUAAUACAUAUUCAAAUCACUUUGCUUCGAUGAUAAUGUAAUAUACUCAACCCCAAUAUACAAUACAUAACCGUUGUUUAGUUGAUAACAUACAAUAAAUUAACGAAACGAAACUAAAUGAAACUAACGAAACAGCGGCACUCGUACGAUGCAAAACCAAAUCGAAACUAAAAGAAUAAAUCUAAAAACACAAAUAAAGAAAAU
Messenger RNA from Drosophila persimilis, 1555 nucleotides. It is a transcript of the gene cpx, whose product is annotated as complexin. Gene Ontology annotation, molecular function: syntaxin binding. The coding region runs from base 391 to 825 and encodes 144 amino acids. The record is from RefSeq and is a predicted model, not a curated record. The transcript is spliced from 7 exons. Lineage: Eukaryota; Metazoa; Arthropoda; Insecta; Diptera; Drosophilidae. Gene Ontology annotation, biological process: synaptic vesicle exocytosis; regulation of neurotransmitter secretion; neurotransmitter transport. Gene Ontology annotation, cellular component: SNARE complex; terminal bouton.